AUGUCGCUUCGUAAGCUCGAGGCGACGGUGCCGGCGGUGAAGCGACAGACGGUGUUGGACGCGCUGACGAAGGAUGGCGGGCUCGGGCACGAGACGCACGUCGGGGAGUUCAUCGUGUGCACAGCGUGCGAAAACUGCGUCGUCAUCUCUGUCGUGUGCUCGAGCGCUCGGGCGGGUGAGUUGAUGAACGCACUCACGUCGAAAGGGAUCGGGGUGCAGUACGGGACGCUGACGUCGGUAAACGUGGCGAGUCAGCGCCCGAAUCCGAUCGCGCUCGCAAACGAGUUCAAGGAUCUCAAAGCAAAGAUUGAGGGUCGAGCGCGAGUAGACUUUAAGGACGAUCACGAGUUCACGCGACGAUGGAAACGCCGACAGAAUCGAUUGGAGCGGAGGAAAAUUAAUAACGUCUCGUCCACCGCCGCGAAGAGCGUCGAGGAGCUGUACAACGAAGUCCUCGGCAUGGCCGUCGAUGGGUCCCACUUUUACAUCUCCGUGAUGUGUGCGAGCGUCAUCGCGGGUGUUGGGUUACUCACAAAUUCGUCUGUGGUCGUGCUAAGCGCCAUGCUCAUCUCUCCUCUCAUGGGACCGAUUCUAAGCUCGGCGUUUGCGCUCGCCAUCGGUGAUUGGGUGCUGUUUUGGGCUUCUGUUUUCGCCGAAAUACGCGCUGCCAUCGUGACGUUCCUGGUUGGUUCUCUUGUUGGGAUCAUCUACGGUCCGUACGCGGUUUCGUACGGCGAAAACCAGAUUCCAACGGCUGAGAUGUCAGGUCGAGGGCAGCUUCAUGGCUUGCUAGGCGGCUUGAUCAUUGCCGUCGCCUCCGGCGUCGUUGUUGCGAUGUCCAUCACCAGCGAUGGGGUGAAUUCUCUGGUCGGCGUAGCUAUUAGUGCAUCGCUUUUGCCACCAAUCGUAAACUCGGGGACCAUGAUAGUUUUCGCAACUGGAAUCUCCAACGCGUGCGACGAUGCAUCGUCGAUGAAGUGUACGAUGACGAGUCAAAAGUUCUUGGAGAAGGCGGGGAUCUCAUUCGCCCUGUACGUGACAAACGUAGUGACGAUAAUUCUGGUUGCCAGCUUCAUAUUCUAUAACCAAAAGAUUGGUCUGUUCAAGGGUUUCGUGGUCAACUUGAGUACAGAGCUCUUAAAUGUCGGCAAUAAACACGUGCGCGACAAGUUGCAUGUGGCCACAGCUAUCAAGGGUGCGAUCGGCGAGCGCACGUUUGAUAAGCUCCUUGAUGAUGCAACGGCAGGAACGAUGGCUGAGAGACCAACAAUUAGCCAAAGUGAAAAGAAGGCACCAGUCGACACAGUCGACGUCGAGGCUCCCGAACCCGGAGAAGCCGCCGAAGUCGAAGAGUACUGCGUGCCAGACGAGGACUUCAUGAGCGAAUUUUCAGUCCUUCGUCCGUUUCCCGAGCCUCAGGGGGUGCAAAGGCCCGCAUUCGCCGCCUACGAAGAGGGAGACCACGUAUUCGGCUGGGUGAAGCGCAUUCGAGAGAUGAUCACGUACUAA
Molecule: messenger RNA, 1509 nt
Organism: Ostreococcus tauri
Lineage: Eukaryota; Viridiplantae; Chlorophyta; Mamiellophyceae; Mamiellales; Bathycoccaceae
Product: Protein of unknown function DUF389
Exons: 1
Coding region: 1-1509 (502 amino acids)
Source: RefSeq, a predicted model, not a curated record